Molecule: messenger RNA, 5255 nt
Organism: Vitis vinifera (wine grape)
Lineage: Eukaryota; Viridiplantae; Streptophyta; Magnoliopsida; Vitales; Vitaceae
Product: ABC transporter C family member 10
Exons: 10
Coding region: 421-5046 (1541 amino acids)
Biological process (GO): transmembrane transport
Cellular component (GO): plant-type vacuole; vacuolar membrane
Molecular function (GO): ABC-type transporter activity; ATP binding; ATP hydrolysis activity
Source: RefSeq, a predicted model, not a curated record
UCUUCUGGGGUUCUGUUUUUCUACCUUGAAUGCUCAAGUUUUUGUUCAGUAUUUGGAAUUUGAAUUGAAAUUGUAGCCGUGUGUCUGUCAGCAUCAAGGUUUCAUUAUUUGGAUAUUGUGUGCAUGAUUGAAAAACCACACUGCGAGUUUUCUUUCUUUCUUUUUUCUUCAUUUUCUUGAAUCGAUUCUAUCAUGGGGUACUCUAGCUUUUAAUGUCGGAACCUGGAAAAGUGUAAGCUAGGACUGAAAGAGAAGGGCCAAGAUCUUUCCAUUCAACCUUAUUCAUUCCUGCAAGAUUUUCUACUAUAUAAUUAUUACUGUCCCCUUUCCAGAAAGCUUAAAUAAAAAAAUCUGGUUUGGUUUGACAUCAUUGUCCAGUGUAUCCUAAGCCACAGUUUUGUGAAGGCAAGAAGAUACAACAUGGGUGAGACUCUCCGGACUGUUUUCUGUGGAAGCUCCGGAUGUUGGAGUAAAAUUGGAAAGAUAUGCAGUUCUGGGUUCCUAGCCAUCAUCUGUCCAUGUUCAUGUCUCAAUCAUAUUUUGGUCAUUUCUGUUGACAUCAUCCUCUUGUUCUUCUUAUUAUUGAUCCUCAUAUAUAAACCAUCAGCUACGAAGAUCUUAUCCCCUCAACAGUCUCUAAGCUUUUCCACAAUGCUAAAUUAUGCGGCCUUUCUUAAUGGUAGUUUGGGGUUGGUUUAUCUGGGUUUGGGGUUCUGGAUUGUGGGAGAGAAGCUGAUUGAAGAGAACACCAUUCUACAUUUGCAUGGUUGGUUAAUGGUUUUAUUACAAGGCUUCACCUGGUUUUUUCUGGGUUUAGCUGUGAGGUUUAAAAGGCAUCAACUUCCACAUAUUGCAGGGCUGAGGCUCUGUUCAGUACUUGCAUUCUUUAUUGCAGGUUUUCACUGCGUUACAUCUUUCUGGGAAGCUAUUGUGGGUGAUGCAGUAUCAUUCAAGAUGAUUUUAGAUGUCAUGUCUUUUCCCGGAGCGAUUCUAUUGAUGUUCUGCACUUUUUCGGGACCAAAAUAUGCCGGAGCUGAUUCAGAAAUUGAUGGUGCUGCCUUCUACGCACCUUUGCCUGGUGAAGGAGGCAGUGGUGGUGAUAAAAUCAAUUCAGAUGCCAGCUUACCUCCUUUCGAGAAGGCGGGGCUUAUUAGUAGACUGUCAUUUUGGUGGUUGAAUUCGUUGAUGAAGAAGGGUAAGGAGAAAACUCUUGAGGACAAAGACAUUCCACAACUAAGAAGGGAAGAUCGAGCGGAAAUGUGUUACUUGAUGUUCAUAGAACAGCAGAACAAGCAGAAAAAGAAGCAGUCACUCGACUCUCCUUCCAUUUUGUCGACUAUAUUGUUGUGGCAGUGGAAACAGAUUUUGAUUUCUGGCUUCUUUGCAUUGAUGAAGGUGCUAACACUUUCUAUUGGGCCUCUGUUUCUUAGAGCCUUCAUCCUGGUUGCUGAAGGCAAAGAAGCUUUUAAGUAUGAAGGUUUCGCACUGACAGGAGGGCUCUUCCUUACUAAAUGCUUAGAAUCGUUAUCAGAGAGGCAAUGGUUCUUUCGAACUAGAUUGAUUGGGCUCCAAGUGAGAUCGUUUCUAUCUGCAGCCAUCUAUCAGAAGCAGCUUAAACUCUCGAACCCUGCAAAGGGGUUGUAUUCCCCUGCUCAGAUCGUGAGCUUUGUUACUAUUGAUGCUUACAAAAUAGGUGAAUACCCGUAUUGGUUUCACCAGAUAUGGUCAACGAGCCUCCAGUUGUGUCUGGCAUUGCUUAUUAUUUACUAUUCGGUGGGGCUUGCAACUAUAGCAGCUCUGUUUGUAGUAAUAUUGACAGUAGUUGUAAACUCUCCUGUGGGAAGGUUACAACAUAAGUACCAGAAAAUGCUCAUGGGAACACAGGACAAGAGGCUGAAGGCUUUCACCGAGGCACUUACAAACAUGAAAAUUCUGAAGCUGUAUGCUUGGGAGACUCAUUUCAAGAAUGUCAUAGAACGGUUAAGGAAAGAGGAAUUCAAGUGGUUAUUGUCAGUUUUGUCACAGAAAGGGUACAUUGUGAUUCUGUUUUGGUCAUCUCCCAUUGUAGUAUCAGCUGUUACUUAUUGGGCAUGCUACUUUCUUGGAACUACUCUCUCUGCUAGCAAUGUUUUCACAUUUAUGGCAAGUUUAAGCAUUGCCCAGGAGUCAAUUAGGUUAAUCCCUGAUGUCAUUUCAGCAUUCAUUGAGGCCAAGAUUUCGUUAGAUCGGAUUGCAAAGUUUCUUGAUGCACCAGAGCUGCAGAACAAACAUGUAAGGAAGAUGGGUGAUGGGAAGCAGCUCGAGGAAUCCAUUUUUAUCAAGAGCAACAGAAUUUCAUGGGAGGAUAACUCUACAAGGGCUACGCUAAGGAACAUAAAUUUGGUGGUUAAGCCUGGGGAAAAGGUAGCUAUUUGUGGAGAGGUUGGCUCAGGUAAAUCAACACUAUUAGCUGCACUUCUUGGAGAAGUUCCACACGUUGAUGGCAUAGUUCGAGUCUAUGGAAAGAUUGCUUACGUCUCCCAGACAGCAUGGAUUCCAACAGGGACCAUACAAGAAAAUAUUUUGUUUGGGUCUGCUAUGGAUCCUUACAGAUACAGAGAGGCUAUUGAGAAGUGUGCCCUAGUGAAGGACCUUGAGAUGCUUCCAUUCGGCGAUCUCACUGAAAUAGGAGAAAGAGGUGUUAAUCUGAGUGGUGGACAGAAGCAGCGGGUUCAACUGGCACGUGCAUUAUAUCAGGAUGCAGAUGUGUAUCUCCUGGAUGAUCCAUUUAGUGCGGUUGAUGCCCAUACUGCAACCAAUCUAUUUAAUGUAAGUACAGUUCUCCUUUGUCAGAAAUUAUGCUAUGCUUUCAGAGUGAACGCUAAUGCCUGUUGUGGCCAGGAAUAUGUCAUGGGAGCUCUAUCAAUGAAGACGGUCAUACUUGUGACCCACCAAGUGGACUUCCUCCCUGCAUUCGAUUUGGUUUUGUUAAUGUCCGAAGGGGAGAUCCUGCAAGCUGCUACCUAUGACCAGCUGAUGCACUCUAGUCAAGAGUUCCAGGACCUUGUCAAUGCACACAAUGCCAUGGUUGGUUCUGAGAGGCAACCUGAGCACGAUUCUACCCAGAAAUCUAAAAUUCGGAAGGGAGAGAUACAGAAGAUUUACACUGAAAAACAGUUAAGAGAAACAUCCGGAGAACAGUUAAUUAAGAAAGAAGAAAGAGAAAUGGGAGACACUGGUCUGAAGCCUUACCUACAGUACUUGGAAUACAGCAAGGGAUUCUUGUACUUCUUUUUGUCAACUCUAUCUCAUGUCAUAUUCGUUGUUGGGCAGUUGGUGCAAAACUAUUGGUUGGCUGCAAAUGUCCAGAAUUUUAGUGUUAGCCAAUUGAAACUGAUUGCAGUAUACACAGGGAUCGGAUUAAGUUUGUCAUUCUUUUCGUCGCUCCGGUCUUUUUUCGUUGUUCUUUUAGGCCUUGGGGCAUCGCAGUCUAUUUUUUCUACACUGCUGAGCUCUUUUUUUCGAGCACCAAUGUCCUUUUAUGACUCAACACCUCUGGGAAGGAUACUCAGUCGGGUAUCCUCUGAUUUGAGUGUGGUUGACCUUGAUGUGGCCUUCAAAUUUAGUUUUGCUGUUGGGGCAGCUAUUAAUACUUAUGCCAGUUUUGGAGUGUUGGCUAUUCUUGCCUGGGAAUUUGUGUUUGUCAUUUUACCAACAAUUUAUCUUAGUAUACUCAUCCAGAGGUACUACCUUGCUACUGGAAAAGAGUUGAUGCGAAUCAAUGGCACAACUAAGUCUUUCGUUGCAAGCCAUCUUGCUGAGUCCAUUGCUGGUGCUAUGACAAUUAGAGCUUUCGGGGAGGAAGAUAGACACUUUUCAAAGAAUUUGGACUUCAUUGACAUAAAUGCAAGUCCAUUCUUCUAUAAUUUCACAGCAAAUGAGUGGUUGAUCCAACGCCUUGAAAUACUAUGUGCAAUCGUUCUCUCAUCUUCAGCCCUUGCCCUAACUUCUCUUCAUACGAGUGCUUCUAAAUCUGGAUUUAUUGGAAUGGCAUUAUCGUAUGGUCUUUCAAUGAAUGUAUUCCUUGUGUUUUCCGUCCAAAACCAGUGCCAUUUAGCAAAUAUGAUUGUUUCUGUUGAAAGAUUAGAACAGUACACGAAUAUUCCUAGCGAAGCCCCAGAAGUCAUAGAGAGUAAUCGACCACCAGUCAGUUGGCCUGCUAUUGGUGAAGUGGAAAUUUAUGAUUUGAAGGUCAGGUAUAGGCUCAAUGCUCCUCUAGUUCUUCAAGGAAUUAGUUGCAAAUUUGGAGGAGGACAGAAAAUUGGGAUCGUUGGCCGGACUGGUAGUGGAAAGACAACUCUUAUCAGCGCUUUGUUUCGUUUGGUAGAGCCUACAGAGGGACAGAUAAUUAUAGAUGGCAUAAAUAUUUCCACAAUUGGGCUACAUGAUCUCAGAUCACGUCUUGGGAUCAUUCCACAAGAACCAACUCUUUUUAGCGGGUCUAUAAGAUGCAAUCUUGACCCUUUAUCACUGCAUACUGAUGAAGAAAUAUGGGAGGUUCUGGAAAAAUGUCAACUUCGAGGGGCUGUUCAAGAGAAAAAAGAGGGCCUGGACUCCUUAGGUAUGAAGCAUCAUACACACAGGUACCAUUCUUCGGACUCAAAAACUCUUGCUAACAAUCGAUCUGUCUGCCCUUCAGUUGUACUAGACGGAUCAAAUUGGAGCAUGGGCCAGAGACAAUUAUUCUGUUUGGGACGUGCUCUACUGAAGAGAAGUCGGAUACUAGUGCUUGAUGAAGCCACUGCAUCUAUAGACAAUGCAACAGACUCCAUUCUCCAGAAGACCAUAAGAACAGAAUUUGCAGACUGCACUGUAAUAACAGUAGCCCACAGAAUCCCAACUGUGAUGGACUGCACAAUGGUGCUUGCUAUCAGUGAUGGAAAAUUGGUAGAGUACGAUGAGCCGAUGAAGCUGAUAAAGAAGGAGGGAUCGCUGUUUGGGCAGCUUGUCAAGGAGUACUGGUCUCACUCUUCAAAUGGCAGUAACACCUCGGGAGAUUGGCUCUGAAACUUGAAACAGGUUUUAAAAGCUAAUGGUUUGCUUUUGCAGUUUUGAGUCGUUCUACCUACUGGAUAGUUUCAGUGUGCAAUAAUGAAUUUGAUUUCAAAACAUCGUCUCUGGACAUGAUCACCAUGUCUAUAAAAGGCUUCUCAAAGAUCUUGUGCUUCAGGUCGAUAUAAACUCAGCUGAUUUGCCCAAAUUUUAUUUUGCUCAAA